This is a messenger RNA of Schistosoma rodhaini, 5715 nucleotides long. The record is from the annotation of a GenBank genome assembly. NCBI's taxonomy places the organism in Eukaryota, Metazoa, Platyhelminthes, Trematoda, Strigeidida, Schistosomatidae.
AAUAGAUGAAAUACACUGUUAUUAAGGUUGUAUGCGUGUAUUUGUUUAUUUAUUUAUUUAUGUAUGGUGUGUCUAGUACAAAGCAGAAUAUUAAACUAAUUGCACUUUACAUGUGUACACUGACACAUUUGUAUGCACAUUGUGUGUGUAGGCGGACAAAACAUAAAUUUGACUAGUUAUGAGUUUAAUGCCUAACGAUUAUAUUUCUAUUGAAAAUUGUACGUAUUAUUCAUAUAUUGGAUAACAAAUCAUUUUUGAGUUUGCUUUUUUUGUUUUAAUAAUGAUGACACACAUUAGAAAUAUGAUGAAUCAGUAUUGAAUUCUAUAUCACUGAUAUUCUUCUUUUUUUGUACUAUCUCAAAUAGAAACAAUGUCAUUAUAAAAUGAAUGAAUGAAUGAAUAGUUAUCAUUUACACCAUUGAUAUAUUGUUAAGACAUGUUUCCUGUCAUAUUAUAUUAUAACAGUUAAUACUGUCAUUAAAAGUAUUAUGAAGGUUAAUUUAAAAUAUCAUAUUUACAAUCAUUUUUGUUCAAUAGUUCAAUAGAUUCAUUUCAUUUACAUCCGAAAAUUCAAAAAGUGAUUUCACAAAAUUGUAAAAAAUAAAGUUUGUAAAAAAGAAUAAAGAAAAGAAAAAUAAACUAAAAGAUAAUUUAUAUCAUAAAUUAUUAAAUUCAUAUUGAAAUUUCAAAUAAUAAAAACCAAAAAAAAAGAAAUGAAAGUUGAAUUCGUUUUACCUUCGGCUCUUCAAUAUGGUGAUUGUAUUGAAGUGAAUGGAAAAGCUGGUAAUAACAAGUUUUCAAUCGACUUAAUCUCUGAUUAUUUAGCUUUUGAUCCGACUAUACUCAGUGAACAAGAUAGAACUGAUGAAUGUGAACUGCCAAUUGUUGAAACACAACCAUUGCAAAUAUUAAUAGAAACAACCGGUAGCUGGGAUAUUAAUGCUAAUUCACCAGAGACUAGUACAUCAUCACAUGGUAGUUCAGCGAAACGAUUUGGUUUUCGUGCUAAUGAAAAUUUUGUGUGCAGAGUUGUCAUUAAAACUGAAUAUUAUGUUGUUUAUUUAAACGAUAUGAUGUUGUCGAACUCUGAACACUUAGUUCCUGUAGGCUCUAUUAAUGGCUUUGCAAUCGAUGGUGACUCUGACAUUUCAACUAUACUAUUUGGUGACUUAAAUGCCAUUGAAAAAUAUAAUUCUAAACAUAUUGCACAACAUAUUCAAUCAAACAAUCCAAAAAUUAUUGAAUGUCGACUAACAUCUGAUGAUUUAUUAGCUACUGUUUUAUUAAAUGAUAGUGAAGAACAUUCAAAAACUUAUGAUGACUUCAGUGAUAACCAUAUUGAGAAUAAUAAUAUCACUGAUAUUGAACAUAAGACCAACCAAGAUCAUAUUUCCAAUGGGGAAUUUACAGUUACAGAAAAUUACUUAGAUAGAGAAAAAACAUUGGAAGGUACAUGUACACAGAAUUUAAAAACAGGAAAUACCGGUUUUUUGUGCAAUACAUCAAAUUUACUUCACCCUAACAGUGAAUUCACAAAUCAAUGUCAUGACAAUAAUGCAAACAAUUUUGUAAUUAGUAAUAACAAUCAAAAGUUAAGCAAUUCUAGCAAACUAAUUAGAGCUUCAUCAUAUCAAUUAGUAUUUGAUGUAGAUAGUGAUUCAACUGAAGAAAUAGACCGGAAUGACGAAGUACAUGAAACAUCAAUAAAAACUAUUAAUCUGUCUUUAUUCAAUCAGACAAGAGCUAAAAGUAUUCAAAAUCUAUUUCAUUUUCAUCAUAAUUAUUAUGAUAAUUUUGAUCAUAUAAAUAAAUUUAUUCAUGAAUCACAUCAAUUAAUAUCCGAAGAUGAAGGCAAUAACAUUGAUCGUUUAAAAGAUACAAUAAAUUUCUCAAUGCAUAAUUUAAUAUGUGAGAACAAAUUACUAGAAUCUAAAGAGUUUAAUGAAGUAAGUGACUCAAAUCAAUUAUCUGGGAAAUUUUCAACAUCACAACUAUUAGAACUGGUAAGAGAAGAGUUUGAAUUAGAUCAAAAUAAUGAAGACAAUGUAGAAAAUAUUCAAACUAAUAAGAGUAAAUUAAAACAAGAGAAUUCGGCUGUUAAAAAUACGAAUGGAGUAUCUUGUCAUAUGGAUUCCUUGUCCAAUGAUGUUAAAUCGAUAAAUAAUUUAACAGAAGAUGGAUCAGAACUAACUGAAAGUACAAUGUUGAAUAGUGAAAAAAUAAAUGUAUUAAGCAAUCGAACAAGCGAAACUAUGAAUUCAUUAGAUAAUCAAGAUGAUGAAGGAAAUAUUAUGCUAAAAGAAUGUGAGUCAAAAAUACCGGUAUUCAGAAAUAGUUUAUCCAAUAAACAUACACCAAAUUUAAUAACUAAUGGAUCACAAGAAAUCAAAUUUAAACCUUUAAAAUCAGCCCGUAAAGGCAGUUUUCAUCCACGCGAUACUGAUUCAAAUCCAGAUGACUGUUUAGUUCUAUCCUGCUCAGACAAGCAAGGACUAAUCCAUUCUAGAAUUCCACAACCUUUAUGUUCAAUAUCUCAUAGUAAUAGCAAUAAUAAUACAGAUCAUUCACAUAAGCAGUUGAAUGAAAAUGAUAGUCAACAAUUACCGAUAUAUGAAUCGUCGAUAAAAUCUGAUUCCCACAAAUAUCCAUCCAAUAAGCAGUCUAUUAAUGGUAUGUCGAAAACAGAAGUUCGAAAUGAUUCAAUUGCGAAGGUUAAUACCAAUAAAAAUGUAAUUAAUCGAAAUCCAUUAAAAUCAAGUCGAUCUGUUAAUAAUCGAAAAUCUUAUCCAUUAUUAAGUAAUGAUAUGAAAUCACUUAGUAACCCGGUGAAAAACGGCACUGAUUCUGUAAAAGCAUCAUUGGAUAAAUCACCGAAAAAUUUCACAUCGUCAUCAUCAUCAUCUUUGUCAUCCCCAUCAUCACAACCAUCAACAACAUCGUCCUCUUUAUCAUCCUUGUCAACAAAGCUAUUCUCCAAUUCCGUUGCGAAACCGCUAUUACGUUCAAAUGGAUUAAAAAGUAAAAGACAGAAACUUAUUGAAACUAAUAACAAAUCCCCAAAUAAUAAUACAAACAGUCGACAACAAGAAAGAUUAAUGAAUGGAAAUCUCGCCAAAAGCAAUUCAACAACAAAAUUUAAGUCUACAAAUGACAUAUCACUGAAUUCAAUUUCAACUGAUGGAAAACAGAAAGAUUAUUUGAAUGCAUUCAACCAAUCAAUAAGUCAACAGUGUAAGUUAAUUAACCAAGUCAAUUCAACAACCACAAAAUUCAAGGAAAGAGAUCAGUCAGUACUAUCUAACGGACUACACAAUAAUAAUAAUCCUUGUGUACCCUGUUUAAAUGAUAAAGAAGCGAUAAAUUGUACACAACCAUUAUGUGAAAACAAACAUAUUUUAAACAAUGUAAGUAAUAAUUCUAUUACUACUACUAAUAAUAAUAAAAUGGACAUAUCUAGAGAUUGCAUAAAACAAGAAAAAGAAUUACACAAUGGAUAUUUAACUUUGAAUGAUCAGUCCAAUGCAAAUCACAAUCAUGAUUCUAGAAAUGAUAUAAAAAAGCAUUUAAAUGGUAAUAUGAUGACGAUGAAAUCGAAAUUAACAGGGACUAAUGAAAUAAACAAUUCGAAUAAUUUACAGCCUAUUCAAAACAAUUAUACAGACAACAUUGGUGUUCAUAUUCAUGAUGAGAUAACGUUAAAUGUGAAAGAAAAUAAUGAUAAUUAUUUAACUGCAUCAACACUAUCAUGUACACAGUCAAUGAUCAAUCCAAUCACAAACACGUCAGAAAUAUCUAAGACACCAACAAUAUUGACCGAAUCAACAACAAAUGGUGGUUUAUGCUGUGAGAAAAAUAGAAAUUCUAAAAAAUUUAUACAAUCCCCUAAAAAAUGGUUAACCCGUAAGUUAUCCAUGAUAAAAAAAAGUCAUUGAAGUAGAAAAUAAUUUAUGUGUACACAGUACUUCAGUAUCAAGUUGAUUGCAAUAUAUACAAAACCGGUACACGUUUACUUACACGUUAAAUAAACAGUUUAUAUUUGAUAACUGCUUACUAAUGAUUGAUUAUUUAUCUAUGACAGUUAAUUACAGGUUAAAUGUGAUAUAUACACAAUUAUUUAUAGCAAGUCUUUCAUUUCAAUAACUGGUUCAUUGCAUGAGAACCUUCUCUUUGCUGUUGAAUCAUAUUCAUGUCGAAAAAUUUCAUAUGAUAUUAGAAUUCAGAGAACAAACUGCACACAGUGCAAAAGUAUAAACAUUUUAUUGCUGAAAACUUUUAUUACUCAGCAUGCCAUUGACCAUUUUUGUUUAUUUUAAUAUGAAAAUAGUAAAACGAGUAUAAUAAAACUCAUAAUGAUCAAUAAAUCUGUCUUAAGUAUUAUUUGGGUGCAAAGUUGAAAAGAAUGACAUUUAAUUGAGAGCCUAAGUGUGUGGAAAUAAGAUAUUGUAAAUAUCAUUGCAGUGUGUAUGAGUGUUUACGAAUAUAUCUAGAUUGAGUGAAUUCUCAGACCUAUGCAAAUGCUUAACAGCAAUCAAAUUUUAAGCUUAAAACUACACACUUCAAUCUGAAUAUUGAACUGUUGGAUAAAAUAAGUAGGGAAUCCUGUCUUGACCUGAAUUCUAAGUCGAAAACUUUAUUAGAUGGAUACUUAAUUUCUUAUUCCAAACUGUUUGCCCUAACACUACAACCACAAAAAAUGUAACCUGAUUUGUUUUGGAAAAUAAGUAAUAUUGUUUGAAUCACUACUUAUGGGCCGAUUACUAGGAGUAUUUAGUAGUUAAGGCAUUCGACUUUGAGCUACUAAGCCUGUUUUGAACCCAGCUCCUCCUGCUUUGAUUUGGGCAACUGGGUGGUAUCAUCAGCCUUCACAUAUGGUGUGACGUAUGGCCAAGAAACUGGUGAAUUAAUGUGUUUUAAUAUUUUAUUUAGCUUAAUUCAGUUUAGAUGACUGACAUUCGUACUUUUUAUACCAAUGCUAAAUAUUUCUGGUACAAAUCUCUGGAUGAGAAGUUUUCCUAUAAUUGUAGGGGUAGCUAAUUUAUAAUUAACAACAGGUGGAAAGUCUAAUUUAGAUGCUGUGUUCCCUACGUCUUAUUUCCGCUUGCUCAACAAUAAACAAAUUAUGCAAUUGCAUUGAAUAGCUGUAUGCUUCAUACUUCCAUUCUCACCUUCAUCGAUAAAAUUAAAUUAGCACUAGGAAGUUAUACGUAGAAGUUAUUAUUAUCUCGAUUAUUUAACAGAAGCAUUUGCUUGACAAAUACAUUUGUUUUUAUGCUUCUUACUUAAAAAUAUACAUUUCAUCAGCUAGAAAAUUGCAAGAUUUAGCAGUAAGCCCAAGAAAAUUACAUUCGUAGGAAGCAUUGGGGCUCGAAUUUUAUGCAUCUGAGUAUCGACCAACUGUCAACUUAAUUGAAGAGAACUAUAGUUUUUGGUCGAUUAACUUUUAAGAGACUCCCAAACUUUGAAGAUAACGACUACUUUACCUAAACAUUUAUUGUGGUUUAGAAAAUAAAUGUAGCCUAUGUCAUUCACAUCCUCACAACCUGUGAUCAGUAAAUUUUCAAAAAAUUGAAUAAAAACUAACAACACCUACAAUAAAUUCUAUAUGAGAAAAUAUCAAGUUUACAACAUCAACAUAAUAAUACAUUAUUUAUUCUUUCAUUCACUUAUUUUUUUCUUCUGUUUACUAUGACAGCACAAACAAGUCUACAGAGAGAA